Messenger RNA from Apodemus sylvaticus (European woodmouse), 1607 nucleotides. RefSeq names its product 6-pyruvoyltetrahydropterin synthase (gene Pts). Lineage: Eukaryota; Metazoa; Chordata; Mammalia; Rodentia; Muridae. Gene Ontology annotation, cellular component: mitochondrion. Gene Ontology annotation, biological process: tetrahydrobiopterin biosynthetic process. The record is from RefSeq and is a predicted model, not a curated record. Gene Ontology annotation, molecular function: 6-pyruvoyltetrahydropterin synthase activity.
ACUGCGCAGCCGCGGGGAGCGGGGCUGGCCUAGGUCGCGGAAGGCGGAACCGCUAGUUUGGACCGGAGUCUUCGGUCCAAAGACCAUGAGCGCGGCGGGUGGCCUUCGUCGCCGCGCGCGAUUGUCGCGACUUGUGUCCUUCAGCGCGAGCCACCGGCUGCACAGGUGGGGUGUGCCCACGUGUGUCACCGCACGUGCGGGGCUCGUCCCGCUACGUUCCUGGGCGUGGCCACGCGCGUAGGUUAAAGCGGAACUGGGGUGGGCGGAAGAGGAAAUGGUGAAGGUGCGGAACCGCACCACCUGGACUCACCCGGGAGAGGGCGAUAUAGAUCUGAUCCUGGAGAACCCACUCGGGAGGUUCCCUUCAGAGGCUGCCCACAUUCAGAGAGGCACAGUGACAGGAGCAUAGGCUACCCGGUGCAACACAAGCCCAUCUCUGAGCGAUGAAGAGAACUUGAAAGUGUUUGGGAAAUGCAACAAUCCGAAUGGCCAUGGGCACAACUAUAAAGUUGUGGUGACAGUACAUGGAGAGAUUGAUCCGGUUACAGGAAUGGUUAUGAAUUUGACUGACCUCAAAGAAUACAUGGAGGAGGCCAUCAUGAAGCCUCUUGAUCACAAGAACCUGGAUCUGGAUGUGCCAUACUUUGCAGAUGUUGUAAGCACAACAGAAAAUGUAGCUGUCUAUAUCUGGGAAAACCUCCAGAAGCUUCUUCCAGUGGGAGCUCUUUGUAAAGUAAAAGUGUAUGAAACUGACAACAACAUUGUAGUCUAUAAAGGAGAAUAGAUCGCAGGCUUACCAUUGAGACAGGCUUGUUCCUUUUCAUACUUGAAAAAGCUUUGUCCUUUUAGAGCACACAGCAAUCAUCUCAUACUCAUGUCUCCAUGUUGUGUUCUGGCAUACCUGAGCAUUAAAGCCAUGUAAGGUCUGUAUUUAAAUGUAUUCAAGAAUCAAACUUGCAAUGUCUCCUGAAUGUGGUUUUGGUGAGAAAAUGGAGGAGGAGUAUUGAACUGAGGACUGAAGCAUGCCUCACACAUGUGAAGCAUAUCUCACACAUGUGAAGCAUGCCUCACACAUGUGAAGCUCAUACUCUACUUCUGAAGUGCAUUCCAGUCCUCUCAAGGACAUUUAGAGGAUCUUUUAUCUAGAGAUUAAAAAUUAUUUCAUCUUGGGCUGGUGAGAUGGCUCAGUAGUUAAGAACAUUGGCUGCUCUUCCAGAGGUCCUGAGUUCAAUUCCCAGUAACCACAUGGUGGCUCACAACUGGGAUCUGAUGCCCUCUUCUGGCAUGUAGGUGUACAUGCAGACAAAGCAUUCCUCCAUUUAAAAUAAAUAUAUAUAAAUGAAUUUUAAAAAUAAUUUCAGCUGGGCGGUGGUGGCGCACACCUGUAAUCCCAGCACUCUGGGAGGCAGAGACAGGCGGAUUUCUGAGUUCGAGGUCAGCCUGAUCUACAGAGUGAGCUCCAGGAUAGCUAGGGAUAUACAGAGAAACCCUGUCUCGAAAAAACCAAAUCCAACUCCUCCCCCCCCACAAUAAUAAUAAUUUCAUUUGAGCAAAAUGUUUUGAUGUGGAAUUAUGUAAAGGCAAAAUAAACCCAUUUUUGUUAUCUA